Messenger RNA from Rhagoletis zephyria (snowberry fruit fly), 1052 nucleotides. The record is from RefSeq and is a predicted model, not a curated record. NCBI's taxonomy places the organism in Eukaryota, Metazoa, Arthropoda, Insecta, Diptera, Tephritidae.
AUGCCAAAACGAAUAGCCAUCAUCGGUGCUGGUGCCACCGGCAUGACCGCCUGCAAAGCCUGCCUCGAACAGGGUUUCGACGUGGUUGUCUUCGAGCGAACCAACUACACCGGCGGCCUAUGGCGUUACCAGGAAAGUUUGGAUGAAAAUGGGACCGCCUCGGUGAUGCGCUCCACUAUUAUCAACAGCUCAAAGGAAAUGUCUGCCUUUUCUGACUUUCCACCGCCAGCUGAGUUUCCCAACUACAUGCACAACACUAAAAUGGUACAUCAGCACGUUGCAUACUUUGACAUGUACGCUGAAAAGUUCAACUUUAAAAAAUACGUUCAGUUUAGAAAUGAAGUAGUUUCCAUUGAGCAAGCAGACAAUUACGAUCAAAGUGGUUGCUGGGUGGUUCGCACGCGCAACCUCGACACGUUAGCGGAAAGUUCGGUUCAGUUUGACGGCGUCAUGAUUUGUACGGGCCACCAUGGAACGGUAAAUCAGCCAAAACUCAAGGGCGAAGAAAAGUUUAAAGGACAAAUCAUGCACACGCAUUCGCUGAAGCAUUCAGACGGCUUUGAGGGCAAAAACGUCGUCGUCAUUGGCAUCGGCAACUCGGGAAUGGAUGCUGCAGUGGAGAUAUCUCAAGUUACCAAGCAGGUUAACGAUGCACUGCCUAAUCGCAUACUGAGUGGCACUGUCAUUGUGAAGGGUGACAUCGAUCAUCUGACCGAGAAGGGAGUUGUCUUCAAAAAUGAGCCGGAUAAAGUGGUAGAAGUAGACUGCAUAAUCAAAGCCACCGGAUAUAAAAUUACCUUUCCCUUUAUCUCUGAAAAAAUUGUUUCCGUGAAAGGCAAUAAAGUGCGACUGUAUAAGCACCAGUUUGUGCCUCAGCUAAAGCAUCCAAGUUUGGCGUUUAUCGGUUUAAUUCAGCCCAUCGGUGCACUUCUGCCCAUAUCAGAGAUGCAAUCACGCUGGUACGCCCAGUUGAUGGCUGGCAAUCUUCGACUGCCUUCAGUGGAGCAAAUGGAGAAGGACAUCAAAGCAAAGGAGGAUGAACUGGCCUGGAG